Pisolithus orientalis is the source of this 652-nucleotide messenger RNA. RefSeq lists its product as uncharacterized. Gene Ontology annotation, biological process: protein ubiquitination; ubiquitin-dependent protein catabolic process. The coding region runs from base 17 to 355 and encodes 112 amino acids. Gene Ontology annotation, molecular function: cullin family protein binding; zinc ion binding; ubiquitin protein ligase activity. The transcript has 6 exons. Gene Ontology annotation, cellular component: cullin-RING ubiquitin ligase complex; nucleus. NCBI's taxonomy places the organism in Eukaryota, Fungi, Basidiomycota, Agaricomycetes, Boletales, Pisolithaceae. The record is from RefSeq and is a predicted model, not a curated record.
CCUCUGCAGGACUACCAUGGCUGAUAUGGACGUCGAUCAGCCCACAACAGCAGGGAGGAAGGAAAGAGACGACGGAAAAGACAAGAAGAGAUUUGAAGUGAAGAAGUGGAACGCCGUGGCGCUCUGGGCAUGGGACAUCGUCGUCGACAACUGCGCCAUUUGUCGUAAUCAUAUCAUGGACCUUUGCAUCGAUUGCCAGGCUAAUCAAGUAUCGGCAUCGACAGAUGAAUGCAACGCUGCUUGGGGAAUUUGCAACCAUGCCUUCCACUUUCACUGUAUCUCUCGGUGGUUAAAGACGCGCAACGUGUGCCCGUUGGACAAUCGUGAAUGGGAAUUGCAACGAUAUGGCCGUUGACCUGUCGCACACCCCAAGGUGUAUCAUUGUACUAUAAAUCCCUGUGUAAUGUAGCUUUCUUGCAUAUGGGCCGCUCUUUGCGCACACGUCCGAUUUGCAAACGAACGGUACUAAACGGUAUCGGUCAUAGCGUCACCCUCCUAAGCAAUGUCCUGUAGGUAUUUUAAACUUGGCAUGGUUGGUAUUAAGCUACCAAAGCUGUCAAUUCUGUGAUAUAUCCCCUCCAGGUAAGAUUCUUUUCAGCUCGUCUAAAAGCAUCUGCCCUUCAAGAGGUGUGACUGGCCAACACUGUUGUCU